AGCUGCUUCCUGUUCAUCAAACUCAGAUCCAUAACCUUCACCGAAGUCAAUCUUAAAGAGAAAGAUGUUCCAAUUUUUUACAUGGUUAGUGGCAGGAGACAACUAUCCCUUGAAUUCUCACAGAAUAAUUCGCUUGAAAUCCUUGCCUGUGCUAAAUCUCCCCUCACGUCCGCCAUGUUGUUUUUCGGCGAAACAGCGCUGACUUGAGACUUGAGGACUCCGGACUCUUGCUCAUUCCCAGAUUCCUAAUUCUUAAGACGACGCGAGGGAAACAAAGACCCCGGGAACUAAGCUUCUAAAUAAAUCUCUAUAGGAAAUCUAGACGCCAAAAUCUGCCUACAAACAAGGUUCAGUCACCAUCUCCAGAAUCAAGGUUUCCAAGAGAACAUCCGAGAAGAAGAAAUGGGUCUCUCAAGUUGGUUUCGUGACCUGGGAGUUCCGUGGAAAAUUUCAGUCGGAAUUCUUGGUGGUGUUGCCGCAGUCACAAGUGCCUAUGGACUGUACACAUUUUAUGCUCACCUCCAAGAUCGCAAAGACGAAUCUUUCGACGGCGAAACAGCUGGGGAAACAUCGGAGAAAAAGAUUCUAGUUUUGGGAUUAGAAGGCGCCGGGAAGAGCACUUUCCUUGCAGCCUUGGCACAGCACGAUAGCCCGAUUACUUCAGAGCGGGAAGCCACUAAGCCUACCGAAGGUUUUCAUGUUGUUUGUGUGUCGACUGAAGGAAUCAGCCUAAAUAUUUGGGAGAUUGGAGGAAAGUUUCAAUCCUACUGGCCCAACUUUCUCACAGAUGUCAGUGUCAUUGUGUAUGCCAUUGACAGUAGUGCUUCUGAAAGAUUUGAUGAGUCCAAGAAUGCCCUGUUAGGAGUUCUCUCAGAAGACACCCUUAAGGGAGUCCCCCUGCUAUUGCUUGCUUGCAAACAAGAUGCAGAAGGUGCUAAACCGUCAGAGGAUAUAGCAUCAAUCUUUGGACUUCAGGAACUGUGUUCUACCCAUAAAGUUCGAAUUGCUGCUAUUGAAAUCUUAGGUAAUGGGGAGGCUCGUGGAGUACAAGAGGCCAAGGAACUCAUCUUAAACUUUUGUGCACAAAAAUAGCUCUAAUUAUUCUUUCCCUUGAAGGUUCUUCAUGGCACAGUCUUUUGUAUAUAUAUAUAGUAUGUACUACUGGUACCUUGUAGAAUUUAUUUCAAGUUAACAUGUGCAGCUAUAUUAACUGUGAUGUAAAUACUUAUUAUAAUAGUUACAUUUCAAUGAAAGUGGACUCUUAUCCAGUAGGUCAGAGAAGUAGCUGCAGACUUCGAUUAUUUUGCUAACCAGACUGGUCUCUGGAAACGAGAGACCUAUGAUUAAGGAUGGAGAGGGCUUACUGUCAUUUAGCUUUAAGAGGAGCUGCACAAAGCACAAUCUGGUUAUCUGUGAAAGAACAUCCCAGACAAAAAUUUGCUUCAA
Molecule: messenger RNA, 1446 nt
Organism: Orbicella faveolata
Lineage: Eukaryota; Metazoa; Cnidaria; Anthozoa; Scleractinia; Merulinidae
Molecular function (GO): GTP binding; GTPase activity
Source: RefSeq, a predicted model, not a curated record